Molecule: messenger RNA, 8894 nt
Organism: Asparagus officinalis (garden asparagus)
Lineage: Eukaryota; Viridiplantae; Streptophyta; Magnoliopsida; Asparagales; Asparagaceae
Exons: 22
Coding region: 360-8669 (2769 amino acids)
Biological process (GO): chromatin remodeling; negative regulation of transcription by RNA polymerase II
Cellular component (GO): chromatin; nucleus
Molecular function (GO): DNA binding; ATP hydrolysis activity; histone binding
Source: RefSeq, a predicted model, not a curated record
ACCAAACAGCCCCUAAUUUUCAACGUCCCGAAAUUUUCUUUUACCUUCCCCUGAAAACUUUUCGAAGGGCGUCGAAUUUUAAUUUUCUAUCACCUGUAAAUUUGCUACUUUACCUUCUCGCUCGAAUCGAAAGCCCUCGCUUCUCAAUCUCGAUGGUGAGAGUCCUCUAAACCCUAAAAACCCUUUGAUCCUCGUCGAUUUUUCUCUGAUUCAUCGACUUAUUCACUCUUUUUCGUUGAAUUUGUCGUGGCUUUGGUCUGGUCAGUCCUUCCUUUCUGGUGUGCAAUUCAGUGUCUAGGUUGAAGUAAGCCGAUAGAUGCAAUUAUUUGGGUGAAUUGUUGAGUCAUCUGUGAGAAUAGAUGACGAGCUGUACUAGAUCUGGGCGGAUCCUGAAACAGGAAGGAACUAGCAGCACAAAGAGUGGGGAUGCUGCUGCCAAAGUGAAAGACACAAAAGAUUCCCCUACUUCUCGUUCAACAGCAACUACUACAAAGAAUAAGGCGAAUAAUACUACUACUGCUAAAGAGGCCAGAAGCUUGAAAACUUCAAGCCCUAGCUCAAGGAAAUCUGGGAGGCUUGAUGCUCAGGCAUCAUCAACUCCUCCUGACAAGAAACAGAAAAAAAGAUCACGCAGUCCUUUGAGAAGGUCUGAGAGAAUUGAGAAGAAUGCGGUUUCAAGUUCUCCCGACUCGAAAAAGCUGAAUGAGAGUUCAGGUCCACCAUCAAAAAAGAAAAAGUUACAUGACGAUAAAAACGGAGUCACAGGCACCGAUAACGAGAGCAAGGAUAAUAACCUGGAUAUUAAGAUUAGUGAAAUAUCAAAAAAGAAAACAGGAACCCCACGCAGGUACAGGGCAUUGCUAAAGUCUAAGCUGGAUGAAAUUUCAGAUGAAUUUAAAGUGGACAUUGCAUUAAACGGGAACUGCUCUAAGUCAACCUCCAGUAAUUCUAAGAAAAUGAGCGAGGGUUUAGAUGAAUGCAAUGGAAAAAAGGAAGAUACACUGUGCAGGAAAUAUUCUGUUGACAGUAGCAAAGAAGCUGCUGAAGGAUGUAGUUCUGGUUCAAGAGACCUUGAUGAUUUGACCGUGGAUGAUGACAGACUGAAGAAAUCAACUUGUACAAGUGGAAAGAAAAAAAUCGUGGACAAAUCCCCAGUGUCGAAGUGCAAUGGUAUUUCCAAGAAGUCGUCUCCGGUUGGAUUAUCUGCCAAAAAUAAUGGUGGCUGUGUUUCUCAAAGAGAGAUGCAUGGUAUGCAUAUCAUGCACCAUACACACGAGGUGUGUGUAGAAAAAUUGACAGAGUCAGAACUGAUUGCUUCUACUUCUGAAGGAAAAUCCUUAGCUGUGGACGCAAGUCUGGAGUGUAGGGUCAAUUUCAAAGGUUCCAAGAAUGGAAGGACAUCUACUGAUGUUUAUUCUGGUGGAACAGCAAUAGCAGGGACUAGAAAUGGUUCUAAUACAGAGAUUUCUAAAGCUGAUGUUACUUCAUCACCUUGUGAGGCCACAUAUAAAGAUGUUAAAAGAUGCACUGCUUGCAAUAAACUUGAAAGGGUUCACAAUGUUUCAGAAGAUCACGAAUUGUGUUUAUGUAAUUCCCGAAGAGAAAGCAAAUUAACACCCUCUACUAUUGAGGAACCCUGUGGGAUAGUUUCUAGUCCCUGUCAAAGUGAAACUGAAGCCAUAUGUUUGCAAGGAAAUUAUGUUGAAGGAAAUUUAAUGCCUGAAGUUAGAGAACAUUCACCUCGAUCUAAAAAACAGCAUUGCUUGGUUACAUCACCCAUCAAAGAGAAUUUGUCUGUCCCUGUGGAUGUUGGUAGGGGGAAAUCCGGAGUCAGCGAUGGAGGUCACACGUAUGAAGAACGCUUGAGAGUUACUAGUCCAAAUGAGUCAUCUACGGAAGUCCAAACUGAAAGUGGCCUGAAUAGAUGUGUCAUCUGCAAGCAGUCUGGAGAGCUCUUGUGCUGUGAUGGAAAAGGGUGCAAAAGUAGUUACCAUCUUUCUUGUUUAAGUCCACCUCUGCAAGACAUUCCACCCGGUGUCUGGCUCUGUCACUUUUGUUUCAGAAAAAAAGUGGAAUUAGGGGUAUAUUCUGUGUCGGACGGAAUAGAAUCUGUUUGGGAUGUCGAAGAAGAAAUGCAGAAUGGGAAGCAGUAUUUUGUCAAAUAUAAAGGCCUUGCCCAUGUUCACAACCGAUGGGUUCCUGAAAGUCAGAUUCUUCUUGAAGCUCCUAUGCUUGUAGCCAACUUUGAGAGAGGACAUCAGAAAGAGAAGGCAACAAGGUGGAAACAAGAGUGGGCUGAACCUCACCGUCUGUUACAGAAAAGACAGACGGUGUCCCAAAGUUUGGCGGAUGGAUCUUCUAUUGAGCAUGGGCAUGCAUACUGCUAUCAUGAGUGGCUUGUGAAAUGGAAAGGCCUUGGUUAUGAGCAUGCCACGUGGGAGUUGGAAAAGUCACCAUUUUUAUGCUCAUCUGAUGCUAGAGUGCUUAUACAUGAUUUUGAAAAUCGUCAUGAGGAGGCGAGGAGAAUCUGUGAUCCUUUGAGGGCUGAAAAGGCUCUGCAAGUUAAGAAAAGUUCUUUUCACAAACUGACAAAGCUGGCUGAUGAUUUCCCUGCUGGAAUUGAUAAUGAUCAUUUAAAUUCUGUGAAUCGGCUUAGGGAAUUUUGGCACAAAUCCCAAAAUGCUAUUUUUAUUGAUGAUCAGGAGCGAAUUAUCAAGCCCAUCUUGUUUAUAUCUUCUUUAAAGUCCCAUACAUGUCAGCCUAUUCUUGUUAUCUCAACCAUAGCUUCUCUUUCACUAUGGGAGACUGAUUUCAUGAGAUUGGCGCCGUCCAUCAAUGUUGUCGUUUACACCGGGAAUAAAAAUAUUCGGAAGCUUAUUCGGACUUCAGAAUUCUAUGAUGAAGGUGGUCGCAUAAUGUUUCAAGUGCUUCUAUCACAUCCUGAUGCAGUUAUUGAGGACUUGGACUAUCUGGAUUGCAUUGGCUGGGAAGUACAAGUAAUUGAUGAUUGUCAGAACCCCAGAGUGUCCAAACACCUUGAAGAAUUUAAGAACCUUUCUACAGAAUUCAGGCUGCUGCUUUUGAGUGGGCAACUGAAGGAAACUGUUGCUGAAUACCUCAACUUUCUUUCCUUCCUUGAAUCUGGACUAAAAGUGAAUGAUUCUAGUAGUUCCAAGUAUGGUCCUAAUGAUACUGCUGGAACUCUUGCUAUAUUAAAAGGCAAACUAACACGUCAUGUGGCAUAUGAGCGAAAACCAGGCUCAUCAAAAUUUCUAGAGUACUGGGUUCCUGUUCAGCUUUCUAACGUGCAACUUGAACAAUACUGUUCGGCACUUAUCUCCAAUUCAACUGCGCUUCGCUCAUGUUCAAAAGUUGAUCUUGUUGGAGCUCUUCGCGACAUUCUUAUUUCUACAAGGAAGUGCUGUGAUCAUCCUUACGUACUUGAUGGAUCGUUGCAAAGUUCUCUUAUGAAAGACCUUCCAGCAGAUAAGUACUUGGACAUGGGAGUAAAUGCUAGUGGUAAGCUACAUUUACUUGAUAAAUUUCUCCAAGAGAUAAAGAAUCAAGGAUUACGCGUGCUGAUUCUUUUCCAGUCCAUAGGCGGUGCUGGAAGGAAUUCUAUUGGCGAUAUUCUGGAUGACUUUGUUCGUCAGAGAUUUGGGCCUGAUUCAUAUGAACGAGUAGACAAUGGAUUAAGUAUGUCAAGGAAAUUAACUGCUCUUAGUAAGUUUAAUGACAAGGCAAAUGGGAGAUUCGUAUUUCUGAUAGAAAAUCGGGCUUGCCUACCAAGUAUUAAGCUUUCUUCACUUGAUGCUGUUGUUAUAUACAGUAGCGACUGGAACCCAUUGAAUGACCUUAGAGCGCUUCAGAAGAUACAUAUUGAGUCUAGUUUUGAACAUGUUAAAGUGUUUCGUUUUUAUUCAUCAUGUACGGUUGAAGAGAAGGUUCUAAUAUUUGCAAGGCAAGAUAUUAUUUUAGACAGUAACAUUCGGAACAUUAAUCCUAGCAAUAGCCACUUGCUACUCAGUUGGGGUGCCUUGAGUUUGUUCAAUGAACUUAAUGAGUUCCACCAGCAAAAUGUGCAUGACUAUUUUAAAAAUUCCAUUGAGAAGUGUUUCUUAAAUGAUUCAACAUUGAAAUUCCUAAAUGAUGUUGUGGUGGAAUUAGUGCAACAGUUGCCAAGAAGAGGUGAAAAUAAUAGUUACCAAUGCUUGCUUUUGAUUAAAGCUCAGCAGAGUGGAGCUUCAUAUUCAAGAAAUAUUAGUUUAGUAAGUGAGAGAAAUGGAAUAUGCGCACUGGAUAAAGAUCCCUCUAGCUUCUGGUCAGAUUUAUUGGAUAAUAGAUACCCUGACUGGAGAUUCAUAAGUGAACCAUCUCAAAGGAUCCGAAGAAAGGUUCAACGUUUUGAAGAACCCAUAAAGGUACCUGAAGUGGAAAAAGAUGAAGCUAGAAAAAAACGUAGGAAGCUAACUACCAAUACCGUGGAUCCAAACUCUCUACAGGCUUGGCUUGAAGACAAAACAAAGGGAAUGGUAAAGGAUGCUGAAGUCCUUAAUGACAGUUCUCCCUGUCGCUUUAAUCAACAAGCAUUAAUUUCCACAACAACACCAACUACUCCGAGUAGCACACCAAUGGAACCAGAAACAUAUGGAAGUCUAUCUAGUGUUGGAAAAAACUGCAUGCCAAAUUCAGAUGGUACGAUCACACACGUAACUUCGUAUUUACGAGCAUCUUCCACACCUGAUGCUGCUGCAGAGCCACAUAAAUUUCCCAUCGGUGAAUCUGAAGGAAGGCGCAAUGCACAAAAGGUUCUCCAUCUCCGUCUGAAGCCAGAAAUAUCUGAGCUAUGCGACACUUUGAAACUUCAUGCUGAUGUCAAGGAUUUGGCAUACACGCUUCUUGAGUAUAUCAUGAAUAAUCAUCAUGUUGAUCAAGACCCAGACACCAUAUUGCAAGCCUUCAAAUUAUCUCUGUGCUGGAGAGCGGCUUCUUUUCUGAAACAUAAGGUGGACCACAAAGAAUGUCUUGCACUAGCUAAAAAAUACUUGAGGUAUACGUGCAGUGAGGAGCAGGUGGGUUCUGUUUAUUCAAGAUUGCGGAUGUUAAAGAAAAAGUUCUCCAUUGUUGGGGCAUUAAGACAUGAAGACAAGCCAAAUUCCUUGGAAAAUCAGUCAUCUCUGUCAAGAAAAGAAGAUGGCCGUCAACAAUUGCAUGGAGGGAUUUCGGAGUCGGCCUCAUCUUAUCUUCAAGAAUCAGAAGUCAAAGAGCAAGCCCCUGCAGGCCAGUCUCCCUCGGAAGCUAAAGAGAACCUUAUCUCAUUGCAAGAUGCGCUUUUAAAGAAAAGAGUUGAUCUGAUUGAUACAAUUUGCUCAAAAAGGAAAGAUGCCUUCCUUCUAAGGAAACAAGUAGAACUCUUUGAUUUUAAUGCAAGGAGGGAAGAAGCAAAGGCGAGGUUGAAGAGUGCACAUGAUGACCUCUUGGAGCUUAUUCGUUCUGUACACACUGACGAUUCAAUAAGAAACGACAAAAUACUAUUGUUAAAUAAAUACUUCUCAAAAAUGAGGGCUGAACUUGACCAGCAUAUGAAGUGCCAGAACGAAAAACUAAUGGUUAUGCUGGAAGAUGCCGAAAAAAUGGAGCAGAACAUUCGGGACCAAUGGCUAGAAGAAGCUAAAGCUGGCACUCUAGCAGAAGAUUUUGAAUUGCUUCCUUUGGUAGAAAGUGGAUUCAGGCUGGAGGAAUGCAAGGAGGUUGUUGAAGCAUUCGAGUCUCAUGAUGGUUCGAGAGGCAGAACGCCCGUAUCUAGAUCCGCUACAGAUCGAAUGUGCACUGAUAUUUUUACAUUCCCUGGCAUAAGAACUGGAGCAAGUGAGAAUGAUUUAGAUAGUUCAUCUACUUUUUCUAAUGGAAGGUUGGAAGAUGCGCAAAUACAUGCUUCACAUUCUAGAAACACAACUGAAAUUGGAACAAUUUCUGAAAUCGUGGAAACUGUUCCACCUAACGUGGUCGUAGUGGAAUCUACUGAACCAACUAGAACAUUUUCGGAGAUUCCACGUCCGGGUUCAGGUCUAGUUUGUGAUGUUAUGGAGAUGACUGCCCCUGGAAUAUCUAUUGGAACAACUGAAAACCAGUUAGACAUGCCAUCAACCUUUUCUACUGGAAGGAUGGAAGAUGUGCAAGCUCCACCUUCUCAUUCUAGCAAUACCACUGAAGUAGAAGCUAUUCAAGCAAAUAGAAUAUUGGUUGAAAUCCCAGAAACGCUUUUGUAUAAUAAUGCUGAUGUGGAAUCUAUUGAGCCAAACGAGACAUCUCCAGAAAUUCCUGCGACUAUGCCUGCAGGGAAUACUGACAUACCCACGGAUAAUGGAAGUUCAUUUUCUGAGUCAGUCAUGAAUGUAUCAGAUAAUCAGCCCGACACUACACGUUUGGUGCCUCUAGAAACAAGUAGAAGAAUUGCUGAAAACCAAGAAACUGUUCCACAUAAUAUUGUUGCAUCGGGAGAACCAAAUGAAAUAUCUGCAGAAACUCCAGCAGAUAUUCUGCCUGCAGGAGAUGAUGUUAUAACCCGGGAUGCUGGAACUCCAUUUUUCGAGGCAGAUGAUAUGAAUAUAUUAGCUAAUCAGGUGGAUCAAAAUGAAACAUCUACAGUAAACCCAUUGACUAUUCCGUGCUCUGGAGAUCGUGACAUGGCUGAGGAUGGUGGAGCGCCAGUUCCUGAGUCAGAUGUUAUGAAUGCAGUAGGUAAUCAGCAUGUUACUAUGCAUAUGCAGCAUAUGAUGCCCUCUGUAGCGACAUCAUUGCUUCAGGAAGGACCCGCCGAAAUACGUAUAGAUUCUUCAGUAACAACGACUGAAGCACUAGUCGACAGGAAUAUACAUGAAGGUGAAGCUAAUCCAGAAGGUGCUCACAUGAGAUCAUCUGCAUUACAACACUCUGUAGGCUUACGUUCCACUCCCCAUGCAUUAAGAGACUCUUGCUGUGGAAAUUCAGCAAGACCUAAUCUGGUACUGCCUGUAGGCGAGCAUGAUAUGCUUAGUUUGGAUGGUAGAACUGAAUGUGAGGAAGGCCCUAGUUCUCCCCUAACUACGGGUCCUUAUGCAUCCUUGGGGCAUGUUUUGACCCCGCAAUUUGAGCCAACCGUUAAGGAUACACAGACUUCAAAUUCUACCCAUAAUCUGGUUUCUCCUAUUGCCACUUUCUCUACCGAAGGAGGGCUCUGCACUGAAGUCGCACAUUCUAGUCAAUUGCUUGCAUUGUCAAUGCCACAGCCAAAUAUGGCUGAAGAGAUGCAGGUUGAAGAAUGCAACCCAUUGUCUCCUCAAUCCAUACUGCAUCCAGUGAUGCCAGCAGAGACAUUGGGAAUUCUUCGUCCUGAAAACAUGAGUUGUUCUCCUACCUCACAGACUGAAGUGCUUGUGCAGCAGUCAAUUAGAACUUCUCGUGUUUCACAAGAGCGAGGAGAUCGCCUUCUUCAGAUAUUACCAAUGGCUUCUUGUAUUCAACCGCACCAGCUUCAUCCUGACCCACUUCAGAAUGAACUUGUGAGGCUACAAAAGCAGGCUGAGCAUCACAAUAGGAUGUAUGAAGAUAAGAAGCGGCAACGUAAACUUGAGUGUGAAGAGGAGCUAGACAAGGUGCGGAAGAAAUAUGAAGCAAUGCUUAAAGAUGACGAAGCUGAAUUUCAUCAGCAACAAAAGAUGCUAGAAACAAUAUACAGCAAAGUUCUCGUCAAUAAAAUUUUAGCCGAGCAAUUUAGGACCAAAUUUAUUGAUCCUAAGGCUGGGACAUCCUCUGCCUCCCAAGCUCGAUCUUCAAGUCCAAUGCAGCAGUUUCUUCAGGCAUCAAACCCGUUACAUGCGCAGGGGCCACCAUCAACUUCAGGCUCUUUCCAUAUUCCAACCUCAGCUAACCUACCUUCAGCUGUAACUCCAUCACGUGCGUCAACCUCACUGCCUUUAUGCGGAUCAGGAGCUACUCAAUCCCACAUUCAAACCUUAGCUAACUUACCUCCAGCUGUGACUCCAGCACGUCCAUCAACCUCACUGCCUUUACGCGGAUCAGGAGCUACUCAAGCCCACAUUCCAACCCUAGCUAAUUUACCUCCAGCCACAACUCCAGCCCAAAUUUCAGCUGGUUCUUUUCGCCAUAAUCCUUCAGUUGUCUCUAGAAAUCUUGUCAGGCCCCAGUUCAGCAACAACAUGCUCCAAGUCCCUCCAAGUCAUCAAGGAGCAACUGACGCUCGGGCCCCAGCUGCACGUGCCAUGGCCCCACAUCUCCAUCGCUUCGGUCCUCGCUCAUCCAUGAUGCCACCGAUUCUUCCACCAACCUCCACAAUGCCAUCGGUUCUUCCUCCAAAUUUUCCACCUACAUGUACAACUCCACCAGUUAAUCCACCUCGACUUAGCAAUCAACACCCUACAAAUAUGAGCGCAGCAUUACUAUCUGCUACUACUGCGCCUCCUCUUAGCGGAAAAUAUUCACCUGUAGGAUCGGGACAGCUGCCUUUUUCUCGAGUUGAAUUGUCUCGUGAUCUUGGGGCCACUACCAGUCUUGCUGCAGACUUGCCUAAACUCCCUGUAAAUGAUUCUGAAAUGGCCACAUCAACUGUGGUUGCCACACCGCCUGCUGCUUCUACAGAUCCUGUUGUGUGCUUAUCAGAUGAUGAAUGAUUUUGUUGACUGAUUCAAAGUUUAAGGUUCAUAUGCAAAGGCUGACCGUAUUCACUUAACACCUCCUUGUGACCAACCCUGAAGCUUGUAUCGCCAUCGCAUUGUAAUUAACCUUUCGAGAUUUGAAACUGUCCCACUGGACAAUUGUAAAUUAAGCUCUUUAAUGAUUCAAUUAUCUCUCGCUGGGUUUAUAUAUAUAAAAGACUGGUUUACGUUGGGGUGAUC